Molecule: messenger RNA, 285 nt
Organism: Acanthamoeba castellanii str. Neff
Lineage: Eukaryota; Discosea; Longamoebia; Acanthamoebidae
Exons: 5
Coding region: 1-285 (94 amino acids)
Source: RefSeq, a predicted model, not a curated record
AUGGACGAUUCUGCGCUGGUCGCACGUCGACAUGUCGGCGUCGCCGCUGAUGGCUUCCGUUAUGCCUCCACCACCGCCAAGAGCGUGCUCUCGGGCCACAUCAGCAAGCACCUGUUGAACCUCCCAGACGAGCCCGAGUCCGGCGGUGAUGGCGGUGGCGGCGAGGAGAUUCUCACCUGCUUAGCUCUGUCGCUCAAUGCGGUGGACCCGGUGAAGUCGCCGCAGCACCUUCAACCAGCAUAUCAGAAGGAAUGGGCUGCGGGCGACUUCGAGGAGGAGGCCUAG